GCUUCAAUGUGACGGUCGGACCUGAGCGCCUGCCAUGGAGCUGCAGAAAGAGGCGCGAACACCCAGGGACCCCGUCGCGCGGCUACCCGGGGCCUCUAGGUCUCAGAAGCCGGACGAGGAGGAGCGGCGGGAGGGCGGCUCAGCCCCGGCGGCGACUGCCUUGGACGCGGAGGCGGACGGGGCUAGUGCGGACGGCCUGUGGGAACUGCCAGUGGAGCCGGCUGAGCGGAGGCCUGAGUGCAGCCGCUGCAGCCGACCUCAGAAAGUGUGUUUGUGUCCGUUUCUACCAGUGCAUCCUCUACACAUCUCUACCCACUUGUACAUAAUUCAGCAUCCAGCAGAGGAAAACAAGGUGUUGCGGACAGUUCCUCUGCUAGCAGCAUGUCUCCCCCAAGAUAAGUGUAAAGUCAAGAUUGGUCGUCGCUUCAGUGAGGAAAGAGAUCCUGAACUUUCAACUGUUUGUCGGAAGUCUGAUACAUUAAUAUUAUAUCCAGGGGCUGAAGCUGCUAAUUUGGAAGAAUUUAUAUUAGAUUCUCCUAUUUAUCCUUCCACAAUCAUCAUCAUCGAUGGUACAUGGAGCCAGGCUAAGGACAUUUUCUACAAGAAUUCCUUGUUCCGACUGCCUAAACAGGUAAACUAUCACAUGUGUUCAUCCCACAUGUGGCAAUCACGUUCCAGGCAAGAAGAAAAGACUUUGCUUCGCCCUCUUCAAGCUUUAUGCUCUUUCCAGCUUCAGCAUGGUGCUCAAAUUCGCCUCAGCAAGGAACACCUUCUGAAAAAUGGAUUAUAUCCUAAGCCGAUGCCAAAGAACAAACGCAAACUCAGGAAAAUGGAACUAUUAAUGAACAGCAUUAAAAUUUAGUACAGUUGUUCUUAUGGUGCUAGUUUUGUUGUCUUCAGCUGACAGUAAUGAGUUAACUUUUUAUACAUUUUAAGUCUGUGGGUUUUUGCCUAAAGAAUGAGAGUUACAUACUAAACUUACCCAGAAGAAGAAAGUAAUCCAAAUAGCCAAAAAACAAACAAACAAAAUUCAGUGAUUCAGUGAAAAGCAAGAUUUCGUACUGUAUUUGUUUUUAAAAUGUGCCUCUAAUACAUUUUUUCAAGUCAGCAAUUUGAAAUGUGAUUGGUUGUUGAGCUGGGUUAGAAGUACUUAUUAAUAAAAGGGAAUGGAAGGAAAUUGAUGUGCCUGACUGGUUCAGUAUUGUUUCUGUUAGUGUUUAUAGAUAAUUAGGUGUAGACCUAUAAUAGAGGAUAAUCUUGCACAUGAACUUUAUAGUUUGAAAUAAGUAACAAAAGAAAAUAAUAAUCAAGUAAUUUAGGUUGAAUUUAUUUAUUUCAUAAAUAAGUAUUCUUUAGGGACUAAAAUUGAAUUCAGCCAAUGUGAUUUAAGUGUGCGAUUA
Molecule: messenger RNA, 1400 nt
Organism: Delphinapterus leucas (beluga whale)
Lineage: Eukaryota; Metazoa; Chordata; Mammalia; Artiodactyla; Monodontidae
Source: RefSeq, a predicted model, not a curated record